This is a messenger RNA of Paramecium octaurelia, 2220 nucleotides long. The record is from the annotation of a GenBank genome assembly. NCBI's taxonomy places the organism in Eukaryota, Ciliophora, Oligohymenophorea, Peniculida, Parameciidae.
AUGCCUAAAAUUCAAAAAUAUCUAAGACACAUUGAUAUGUUGGUUACUCCGUAUGAGUUUAAUGUAACAAAGAGCUAGAAAUCACUAACAAAACUAGGUACUCAAAACAUUUAAUUUAGGGGGUUUUUUUUCAAUUGCAAUUUUAGCACUCAUGAUUGUGUAUACAAUAAGUAUCUUUAUCUCUUCGAUUUCAAAAUCUGGAUCAAUUUAUGCAGGAACAUAAACAUCGAGUGAUUUUUAAUAUUUAGAUCAGAACACUUCUCGAUUUCUAUUACAGUUAUCCUAUUCCUAAAGUGGAGAAAUAAUUAAUUACGAUUCAGAAUUUCAAACGUAUGUAACUGAUAUAGAUCAUAGAUAUUUGUAAUUUAAGGUUGAAUACAUUAAUCAAGUAAGGCCAUAAAAUACAUCCCUAUAUAAAAGAGAGAUAAAUAGGCUUAAUGUUUCAUAAUGCACCUCAGAUGUCAUUGAUGAAUUUAAAUUCAAUACACAAUCCAUAUCUGAAGAUUAGAAACAUAAUUUCAUUUGUUUCAACGGAGGCUACAAAUUAUCUGGUUCAUUCUUUGAUCCAACCUACAACUAUUUGAAAGUUUCAGUUCUAAAGUGCAGCAAUUCUACGACUUGCAAAUCGAUUGAAGAGAUAGAAAGAUUAUUAAACAAGGGGUAACAAUAUAGUCUAAGUUUUGCAUAGCAUUAAUGUGAAUAUCUUCAUUUAGGAUUCUAAAAUCAAAUAGACUUUAAAUAUGACACAACCUUCUGAAGAAAGUGCUUAUAUUGUGUUUUGGAGAUUAAAUGUAGGCAUAGCAAAUGGAGAAGACAUAUUUCUAUAACCAAUCCUAAUUGACUUGAUUAAUAGUAAGAAUGUUUUUAGUUCCUUAAUAAACAAUGAAGAAGCAAGAACUCGAAUCUUUAGAUCUUCUAAGGUUGAGAAGCAAGAGAGAAGACAAUAUCCCAUAACUCUGAACACAACAGAUGAAUUAUGUGCCUUCUAUCUAAGGACUUCUUCGGACUCCCAAUAUUUCUUUGCCUCAAAAACAGAACCUUUCAGUGUGUUUCUUGAUGCAGUGUCUUAGGCUUCGGGAUUAACGGUGGCAAUCUUAGGAUUCGCAAAGAUUCUAUAUAAAAUCUACAUAGCCCAUGAAACUUAUGUGAAGGUCAUGAAUUAAGUGUUUAAAUUUGAUUUCAGGGAUAGUUCUGUUAUAAAGGAGAGCGAUAGCUUUGAAUCAAGUGGGAAAACAGAUAAGAGGAAAGGUUUAGAUUAAUUAUAUUCAAAUUAGUUAGAUUAUUCAUUUUUAACGUAUCUUCAAUUUGAAUUAAGUAAGAUUUUGGGUGAUAUGUGUUUAUUCAGAUGUUGCUGCAAAAAGACUUAUGACAAGAAAACUAUUAUGGCUUAAAUUGCAAAGUCUAAGAUUAUGUCAGAUUUGGAAUUAUCAAAUAUUGUGAAGAAGUUGUAUGAAAUCGAUUCAUUGAAAUUGUUUUUGUUUGAUGAUGCCUAACUGAAAUUAUUCAAUAGUUUCUCGGAACCAGUGAUUUAUAAAAAAAUUACAGACCAUAAAGAUGCAUUAAAGAAAAUCAAUAAAGACUAUUACAGGUCAGUGAUGAAAGGAUCUUUUAUAGAAAAAUAUCAGUUUAAAAAUCAGGUGUCUGGUCCAAUGGAUGUUAGAGAUGUAUUCUCAUCGAAAGGUAUCUAGAUUAUCAAUUGUUUUCAGCUCCGAUUGAGUUGCAAUUGUCUAAAGUCUCUCGUUUCUUUAAGGCUUAAAUUAAAGCAUAAAGUGGAGAAGAAUUGCUAGAAUCAUAUUCGAAAAUAUAAUAAGGAGAAAACUACAAUAAAAAGAUGAAUGAGCAAUUACUCAACUUUAUUUAAUACAAUACCAUUUUAUAUCAGAUGGUAGACCUAUCACAUAAAGUAUAGUUUUAAGUUAAACUUAGAAAUAUUCAUUGAAAUCUAUUGAAAAAGAAGAAAUUAAAUUGAUAAAAGCAAAAUCUCAAUAUUCUAAGCUUCCGCAAAUGUCUCAAAAUUUAGAAAACUAUAUCAUUGAUGAAGGAAAGGAUUCUGUUUCUGCUAGUUCUCGGAAUUCCGAAAUUUCAAUUUAAAAAUACGGAUAUAUUAAUGCGAAUGGAGGUGAUAAAUAGAUUGAAUAUGAUGCGAUCUAAGAAAAGGAGGGAAUUCAAUCCAAUGAAAUAGAUGAUUUGUCUAAAGAAAGAGGAUUACAAAUUCGUUGA